Molecule: messenger RNA, 1035 nt
Organism: Pichia kudriavzevii
Lineage: Eukaryota; Fungi; Ascomycota; Pichiomycetes; Pichiales; Pichiaceae
Exons: 1
Coding region: 1-1035 (344 amino acids)
Biological process (GO): protein maturation
Molecular function (GO): threonine-type endopeptidase activity
Source: RefSeq, a predicted model, not a curated record
AUGUAUUUUCCAUUCCCCCAGUUUCCCCCCAGUUCCAACCAAUUCAAUUUGGUUGUUGAUGUUGAGCAACAAAGAAGUUAUGGUAUUUAUGUUUUGUACGAGGUGAAUAGAAAUAUGAAUGGGAAAAGGAUAGUUAUUGUGCACUGCGGUGCUGGAGGCAAACUGCCCAGUUCUGUGGAAAGACGGCUUGUGAGAGUGGUAAAGAAAGCUUUUGAAGCUGGUGUAGGAGAUGGUCACAAUGAUAGAUUUGCCAAUAUUGCAAGAGUGCUUGAAGAUUCCCCCCUCACCAAUACCGGGUAUGGUAGCAACAUAUGUAGUGAUGGUACGGUGAGAUGCGAUUCCUCUGUUGUGCAGUGUACUCCGAGAGGCAUGAAAAUGGGAUCAGUAGUGUGUAACUCGUCAAGGUACCCAAUGGAAGAUGCCCUUAGUGUGAUGAAUGAGUCUUUAAGGGUUUCCAAAGAGGGUAUUGUCUCCCCCAUGGUGAAAGUGGGGGAUCUUGUCCCCGAUCCACAGUUGGUUUCUAAGCUUCAACAAAACGUCUAUGAGCGUGCCGGGGAUACCAUUGGUGUGCUCCUAUUUGAAGAGGUUGAUAAGGAGUGGAUAAUAACUACAGGUUCAUCCAGUGGGGGGAAUAUUAUGCGAGAUUGGAGAAGGAUUGGUUCUGCCGGUAUUCCUGGAAGUGGGUGUUGGACAGAGACGAUGGACUUUGAUGAAGGCGGGACAAAUGUCGUGUCCAUAAUGGUCUCUGGUCAAGGUGAAGAGCUUAUUAAGCGUGAUUUUGCACGUUACAUUAGCAAGAAUAUGUUGAAAUACAUCAAUAAUGAAGGUAUGUUUGUUUCAGAUGCUUUGGAGAUGUCACUCAACGAUAUGGGAAGAGAGACAAGACAGCUACAGUGGGGGGUGGCCGGUCUAGCAGUUAUUGAUGGCCGUCCCAUUGGAUUCUUUAGGGGGAACAGUCGUUCCUUUGUAGUCGGUGGUAGCAAUUCAAGGGUAAGAUUAGUACAAAACAGUGGAUAUGGAGAGAUUUUAUUAUAG